AUGUCACGACCACCUCGCAGAGGCAAAGGACUGAAAGACGAGAAUCAAGAAGAUGAACUAGCUCAUGAACCGUCUCGACUUCUCACUUCAAUCUUGAAGACAUUGGAUUUGACUUUCGAGAGGGACAUAGGCAUGUUGAAUGGGAAGAACGUACGAUCUUUACCAGCACUUCAGCCACUACAAAACUUACAAGGGCUUUUGAACAAGUUAGAGUCCACCUUAGAACGAAUUUCGGCAGGCGAUCGGACUACAAUAGCUGCUAUCAAGGAGAUCUUGGAAAACCCUCCUGCGCCGCCAGAACCCGAGAACCCUCGAAUAGGGACACCUCAAGUGUCAGAAUCGGCAGUCAUCGAAGAACCCGCUAGCGAUGAAGAGGCUAAUUCCGUUCCUGUGUCGAGGCAAGCUGCUACGCGUAAGCGGUCCCUUAAAGUCGAAGACGACGAAGAUGAGGAUCCUGAGCACCAGCUGGCCCGCAAGACGACUCCCUCGCAAAAUACAGAGCAGGAAGAACCUCUCGAGAAGAAAACCAAGCAUGAAAUAGAUCUAAUAGAGAGUGACCCGUCCGUCAAGAAUCCCAAGUCUGAGUUCGUAGUUUCUCAGACCCUUCCGGCUGCUGCCGUGACUUUAGGGCUGUUUACCAAUAAAGGACUAGAAAACACAGGCGAGGACCUGCUCAAAAAACAGUACGGGGUCUCCAGUUAUCCAGCAAGCGACUUGAAGGACCUCCUCCCCGGUGAAAUUCCAGACAUGGAUUUUUCCAGGCCCAAACCUACUAAUCAAAUUCAAUACACCACCUUUUUGACAUCGGUUGAUAAUUUCUUUCGUGAAUUGAACGAGGACGAUGUCAAGUUUUUAAAAAACAAGUACCUGAUACCGCCUAACGUUACUGUGGAACGAUCUUAUGAUCCAGAGGUAACACCAUAUGUCAUUCCCAAGUUAGGUCCUUUGUACUCUGACGUUUGGGCCAAAGAAUACGAUAAUCAGAACAUUGCUAACCUGUCGCCACCACCUCUGCAUGACCCUUCUAGCAUUCUGCCCAAGAAAUCGAGCGAUGAUUUAGAUGAUGACGCGUUAGAAACAGAGGAAGUAUCAUGCGGCCCGUUGGUAUCUCGGCUUCUUUCUGCGAUCAUGAAAGAUGAAAGCAAAGCUGAGAACGAGUCGGAAUUAAUAGCAGACGAUGAAUCAAAGGGAUUUACUCCAAAUGCAGGAAACUCAGCACUCACGCCAUCAAGCGAAAUGGAGGACGAGAAGCUGCCCAAUCCUUCCUCGACCAGUGCAAUCGCUCAACAGCAAGGUUGGAAAGUCAAUAGCGUUAACCUUGAUUACCCCUCUUUCGAAGAACGUCUGAAGAGGGAACUCAAGUACGUGGGAAUUUACAUGAACUUGCCCAAGGAUGAGGACAAUAACUACGGCGAUGACCCUGAUUGGCUGACUGGCCGAGAAGACGAUGAAAUCAGCGCAGAAUUGCGUGAGUUACAGAGCGAACUCAAACAAGUUACUAAAAGGAACAUAAAAAGAAAGGCAAUUCUGGUACCGCUAGUGGAACGUCGCCUUGCUUGGCAAGAGUACGCUUCCAUUCUAGAUGAUUUGGACAAACAAACUGAUCAGGCAUAUAUUAAAAGAAUAAGAGCUCCGAAGAAUAAGAAGAAGAAACAGCAGGCGAUGGCGUCAGGUAUGGGCUCCACAUCCCAAGCUGCAAUUCAAGCAGCACACCAGCAAGCUGCGAGUUCAAGCUUGAAGUCUCUUCUAGAUAAAAGAAGGCGCUGGGUUUCAAAAAUAGGACCUCUAUUUGAUAAACCGGAAGUAAUGAAACGAAUUCCCAAAGAAAGUGUCUUUAGAGAUCUGGAUCAAGAGGAAGAAGACGAAGAUGCUGACGUUUUCGGGAACAGUGGCAACAAUAAGGAUGACGAACUGACCGAUAGCCUACAAAAUAAAGAUGAAUGA
This is a messenger RNA of Lachancea nothofagi CBS 11611, 1944 nucleotides long. Lineage: Eukaryota; Fungi; Ascomycota; Saccharomycetes; Saccharomycetales; Saccharomycetaceae. The record is from the annotation of a GenBank genome assembly.